CCAACCCUAGGUUAAGCCACCCUCUUCCUCCACCAGUCUCGUCUGCCUUCUUCCGCAUCUCUCUAAGUUUUAAUCCGUUAAAAACAUGGAUGAUUCCUCCAAAAGUCGGUUCUACGGGGCGAAAACAAUUGUCUUCUGGCAAUUCGAGGAAUGCCCGAUCCCUGAUGACAUAAUUUCUGAUGAAGUCGAAGCGAACAUCUCAAGUGCCAUUAGGGAUAUGGGUUAUUAUGGCCCGUUAACCGUGAGGGCUUAUGGUGAUAUCUACAAGUUGCAGAGGGAAUGUUGUGGAUUUCUUAUCUUUUACGCAACCUCGGAAACGACACAGGACAAGAUUUUAGUGGACUUACUUGGCCAAGCAGUUUUUAGGUCUCGUGAUAGUCCACUUAAUUUGAUGCUGAUCCUCGGAGACAUCUCGAGACACGCAGGGUUAUUGAGGGCUAUUCGCGUUUUGGUUUCGCAUGGAAACUUCAAUGUUAUCUUAACACAGCCUCAAGAGGUGGCAUUUGGACAGCUACCUGAUGGUGUUGAUACAGUGUGGCUUUGGGAAAGCCUAGCAGUUCAAGCAAGGAUGGUGAGUCGGGAUAGUGGACCUGCAGUGUCAACCGAGGAGCUAUCAAACAUUAGAUCGGCUCUUGAGAAUUUGAAUUAUCGUGGUACGUCGUCCAUCUAUGCUUAUGGCGAUAUGAAUCAGAUCAAGGCUGGCCUUGAAAACACCAGAUUCGUGGUCAAACAGCAUAAACCCGCAGAAGAAGCGCAUAAGGAGUAUCUUGGUACAACAUCCAUCUGCGAUACGGAAGACCUUGUAUCACCUGAUAUCGUGGUCAAUGACACACCCUUAGGAGAUAAACAUGCGAGACUUGAGAAGAUUAUAAUAGACUCUUUUUCCUGGGCACUUGACAAUCCUACAGCAGUAAAUUUGAUGUUUAUCCUGGGAGACAUCUCAAGCGACCAUGUGUUCAUAAGUGCUUUAUACAAUUUAGAUGCGGCAAAAUACAAAGUUCUCUUAGCACAGCCUGCAUUCGCAUCAAAAGCUCCUCCUGUUGUGCGUGCAAAAUGGCUUUGGGAAUGCCUAUCAGCUGGAGGAGACCCUAUUGUUGACGACCAAACCGAAAGCGAUGAUUCCCAAUUCGAAUACGUAAGCGAUAUGAACCAAUUGGAUGACCAAAUCGAAAGCUCACAACGUCUUCACAAUACUUCUUAGUGUAGCCGGAUCCCAAAACGCUUUUUUGCUACUGGAAUAUUAGUUUGUACUUUGGUUGACCUUACUGCUGGGGGUAGCCAAAUCCCACUCCCAUGUGGCCUUCUUUCUGUUGGAUCACUAGUUUGUACCGUGGUUGCUUUCUUCCUCGACCUUUAAUUAGUCUUUUGUAUGGCCAAGGCUCUAGCUAGUUUGUAUUGUGAUGAUUGCUUGCUUUUGUGGCUGUCUAUGCUCAGCCUAACAUUUCUCUUUUAAUUAAAGCUUUCUGUUUAU
Molecule: messenger RNA, 1471 nt
Organism: Arabidopsis arenosa
Lineage: Eukaryota; Viridiplantae; Streptophyta; Magnoliopsida; Brassicales; Brassicaceae
Source: the annotation of a GenBank genome assembly